GUACAUGCGCUAUGCAUGACUCACUCACAGUAAACGGGGGUUGCAGUAAACUACGUGUUCCUGAAAAUGAAACAGAAAAACUCAGAAAUCGCAACAGGUGUUCUGAUUUGAAACUAAGAUUCGGGUAAAUUUAGGGAGAUGGGAGCGGAGAGCAGCGUCCUGCAAGGCUGCAAACUCGAGGAGCCGCUGGAAACCUCGUCCCAGAAUGAGUGGCAGCUCCACCCAGCGAAGCGGAAGGACGGGUCGCGGGUCUCGGUGUUUGUGCACAAGAAAUCGGAACAGGAAGACCGCCGGCUGGAAAAUGCCGCAAAACAACUCAAGAUACUGCGGCACCCAACCAUCUUGAAGUUCUUCGCAUCCUGUGAUAACGUGGAAGGCACCUACCUGAUAACGGAGCAAGUGCGCCCUUUAGAGAUAGUGUUGGACAGCCUCACGCCAGAGGAGAUAUGCGCUGGAUUGUACAAUAUUGCGGAGGCACUCAGCUUCCUUCAUGACAGGGGAGGCGCAUCUCACAACAAUGUCUGCGUGUCCUCAAUCUACGUCAGCGUUCAAGAUGGCGGGUGGAGACUGGGAGGCAUGGAACACCUCUGCAAAUUUGAAGAUGCCACUGCGCAGUUUCUUAAGCAGAGCCAGCCGCUGCGUAACACUGAGGCGAUCCCACCGGAGGAACAAGAGGAGAGUGUAUCGUCGACAGCUCCCCAGUACGGUCAUGCCAGGGACGCCUACGCAUUCGGGAUUCUAGCUCAGAACAUGCUGGAGUAUCUCACUGAUCUUGGUUCAAUGACGGCAAACUUUGAGCAGCGAAUCAACGAUGAGUUCCUGAAUGAAGAUCCAACCCUAAGGCCCAGGCUCACCUCUCUGCUGAAUGACCGACUCUUCAAAAAUGACUUUUUAGAGAUCACCAACUUUCUGGUCCAUCUGACUGUCAAAAGUGAAGCAGCCAAGAACGCGUUCUUUGAAGGUCUUGCACGCAGACUCCACCGUCUGCCUCGGGAGUUGGUGGCCAAUCGCCUGGCUCCCUUGCUCCUGUCUAGUUUUGUUAUGGCUGAGCCCAUGGCCGUCUCCAUGGUCUUGCCGCACUUCAUGACUCCAUUACGAGAAACGAACAGCAAGCAUCAAGAGUUCCUCUCGGACCAAGUCAAUCCUUUAUUCCCCGAGGACCUGUACAAGAAGUUUGUAGUUCCUGUCAUCCUCAAGAUCUUCCCCUCAAGGGAGAUGCACGUCCGCCUCUGCCUGCUGCAGUACUUUGCCUUCUAUGUGGACCUGUUUGACGUCAACGUGCUCAAGAAGGGAAUACUCCCUCAGCUUCUCAUUGGACUGAAGGACAACCACGAUGAACUGGUGUCGGCUAGCCUGAGGGGCCUGGCAGACACGGUGCCGAUACUUGGAGCACACCUGGUGGUGGGCGGGGAGAGAAUCAAAUAUUUCGUGGAGGGAAGGCCCAAGUUCUUGAGUAAAAACGACAGCCCCCUGAAAAACAUGGACAAUGUGACCAACCUGACAGCAGUGAGCGGCGUCAUCACCAUCCCCCCACUGGAGAAGACCCCGCCCGCCCGCUCAUCCCCGGCGCCUGUUCCCGACAGUGGGCGGGCCUCGGAGAACGAGGAGGAGGAGGGUUGCCAAGCGACAACGGUCGCCAGGCGACAGGAGGAACGGGAGAGGCGUCGGGAGGAGAUGCGGAUGAAGAACGAGCAAAGGAGGAAAGAGCGCGAAGCCAAGAAAACCCAGCAGAGCGGAAAAGUAACAUUGUUGUCAAUGGCCAACAUAAACAAAGAUUCGGUGGAGUCAGCUGACGAUAUUCACUCUGAAGAAUUAUCUCCAAGAUUUGAGGAAACAAAUCCCUCUGAGGAGUUUGAGGAGAGGUUAAAAGAUGUUGCCAUCUCUCAAGAAGACUCAGAUGAAGUGGACCCCCAUAAGGACAAAGACGAUUGGUCGGAUUGGGAUGACAUGGACCAGUCUGACCAAUCAGCAGGCCCCAUCAGUCCCGACUCCGAACUCAACCAAUCAGGAUCUCUGUUACUAAAAAGUAGGCAGACACAGGAACCGGUCUUAGCCAAACCAAUAGAAACUGAUUCAGCAGAAACUGGUGAUACUGUCGUCAAUUUUGAUUGGCCAAGAGUGGACGAUGACCGGAGUAAGCCAGAUUCCGAUUGGACAGAAUCAAACAGUGGACACGCCUCCUCCAAAAAGCCGUUAAAGUCACUACAACUCAAGAAACCGCCUGUCGCAAAAGUUUCUCCCGAACCAAAAACCGAAACCAACAAACCAAAAACUCAGCCUUCCGGUGUCAAGAUUGCUCCAAAGAGGCCUACAAAGGUCACGAAAAUUCCCAAAUCCUCAGAACUUGGAAGUGAGUUUGCUAUACCUGACAUCAUUUUAUCUCCGAAGCAGAGGAGUCAGGAACCAGACUUCUUUGCCGAUAUGGAACCAUCGGUUUCUUUUACGACAGAUGCGAAGAAGGGAAGCAAAUCAGGCAAGGCGUCACCGAGGUCUGAAUCAGCACAGUCAACCUCAAAGGCUUUCCAUGCCAAUACAGUUUCCACCAAUCCAGACGACAAUGGUGAUGGCUGGGGCUCCGACGGUGAUUUUGACUGGGACGUGGCAAGCUGAUCGUCGCUCAGUCUUCGUUGAAUCAUUAUCUGAUGUUUAUUCUGUAUCAUAUUGAGAGCUUAUAUUCAGAAGAUCAUUUAGCGGGGAAGGUAAAGUGCAAAGAAAACAUACAUAAUUGUCACUAUUUUAAUUAAAUGACCGAAAAUAAGUAGACUUUUUUUUAAAUCCUUUUUGACUCCAUUUCUUGGGCCUUGUUCAAGGGACUAAGAGUUAAUGAUAUACAGUUAGUGUGUUUUAAAAUGUGUGCUAUUACAGCAGUAUGUAUUACAGCAGCGCCAUGGUAUCUCAAGCAAAGAUAAUAAUCUUUGGCUUAUGAAUAAAGUAAGCUUCAUCUCAUACAUAUUCAUGUCAUAAGCAAGUGCAUCUUUUCUAUUGGACAGCAUUCUAACUCGUCAGAAUAAGUCACUCCCAUUCUGUGAGAAGAUAGUCAAUCCAGUUUUCAGUGACCAAUGAGGAAUCAGGAAUUUUGUGUGAUUUUUUUUCUGCAUCCCGUCUCCAAAUAAUAAUACAUACCAGCAGUGAUAAUUUUAAAAUGUGAUUUUUUUUUCUGCAUCCCGUCUCCAAAUAAUAAUACAUACCAGCAGUCAUAACUUAAAAAUGUGAGUAUGGUGUGUGUGUGUGUGUAAAUCAAUAGGUUAUAUUUUUAGAGGGGGGGGGGGGGAGACGAACAGUAAAAAUAUCAUGUUUAUCAAAGCAAUGUAGCAGCUUCACUUCAAUCUACAAAUUAAAGAAUGGUAAAAAUGUAAUUCUUUAUUGACAGCAACACGUAACAUUUUUUUCAAUAACCAGAGAUUCACCUUUGUUUGUACUCAUGAAAUUUCGACGUUCUAGCCCAAUCACUCGCUCAAAAAUGUAGCCUCUGACACCAUUGUGAUUUACUUGGCUGAAACUGCUGAAUAUAUUGGCUGCAAUUCCAUUUCUCGGUUGUGUGUGCUACAUGUGAUUUGUGCUGUACACAUACAUGUUUACUGUCUUUUUGUAAUGUGGUGUGUGCUUUUUUAUAUUCACAGUAUCACAUUAACAGAGAAAGUUAAAAUCUUUAAUGCCCUUAUGGGGGGGGGGGGGGGGACGGGAGGGGAGGCGUAAUGUAUUACAACAGGAGUUUCCACAGUAUCUUGUUCACCCAGGUAGUGCAGAGGAAGUCACAAAAAAACUAAAUUCUAUUAAAGCUUUUGACAAGAGACUCGGCAGUGUUUUCCGAAUUUUAUUAGUAUAUAAGAUAAAGUCAGAAGGAAUUCAGCCGAUCCGAGGAAAAGUUGCAUGCCUGUUUACCAAUGCAUAAUUUUGGAAUGAUAAUCUGACUUUUUUUUCUAUAUUUUUUUCUCCCUUGUUUGAAAUGGCCAUCGAAAACAGUUAAACUUGUAUUUAACUUUUAAAGCAAAAUGUUAGUUUUUAAUAUCAGUAUCGAACUUGCCUUAAUAAAUUGUGUAGUGAUGCAUUUAUAUGUA
Molecule: messenger RNA, 4058 nt
Organism: Patiria miniata (bat star)
Lineage: Eukaryota; Metazoa; Echinodermata; Asteroidea; Valvatida; Asterinidae
Gene: scyl3
Product: protein-associating with the carboxyl-terminal domain of ezrin-like
Exons: 11
Coding region: 139-2610 (823 amino acids)
Biological process (GO): protein phosphorylation
Molecular function (GO): protein kinase activity; ATP binding
Source: RefSeq, a predicted model, not a curated record